AUGGAGCAUGCAAGGACAACGGAAACAGCCUCAAUUGCAGCCACCAAAGCUAAUGAAUCUGGACACAAAUAUUUGAAGAUAUUCACUGAUUCACGAUUCUUGAUCGACAGUAUGACCAAGAGGUUACCACGGUGGAAGGAAAGCGACUGGAGAACAUCAGCUAACAAACCAGUACUAAAUCGAGUCGAAUUCGAAAAAUUGGAAGAAGCAUUGUCACCUCUCGAUGUUGUUUUUGAACAUGUCCCUAGUCAUCAAGAGAUCGAAGGAAAUGAAGAGGCAGACAAAUUAGCUGUGAAGCAAUCGAAAAUCAACAAAGAAUACCUCUGGAAACAGAAACCCAGGAUUAUGACCAAAAUAUUUCUUUUGAAGUCAUAG
Molecule: messenger RNA, 375 nt
Organism: Leptopilina boulardi
Lineage: Eukaryota; Metazoa; Arthropoda; Insecta; Hymenoptera; Figitidae
Product: ribonuclease H1-like
Exons: 1
Coding region: 1-375 (124 amino acids)
Biological process (GO): DNA replication, removal of RNA primer
Molecular function (GO): nucleic acid binding; RNA-DNA hybrid ribonuclease activity
Source: RefSeq, a predicted model, not a curated record